This is a messenger RNA of Brettanomyces bruxellensis, 210 nucleotides long. RefSeq lists its product as uncharacterized. Gene Ontology annotation, biological process: proton motive force-driven ATP synthesis. The record is from RefSeq and is a predicted model, not a curated record. Bases 1 to 210 code for a protein of 69 amino acids. NCBI's taxonomy places the organism in Eukaryota, Fungi, Ascomycota, Pichiomycetes, Pichiales, Pichiaceae. The transcript is spliced from 2 exons. Gene Ontology annotation, molecular function: proton-transporting ATP synthase activity, rotational mechanism.
AUGGCUGCUGUUGCUGCUUGGAAAAAGGCAGGUUUCUCUAUUAACAAGUACUUUGCUAUAGCUGCAAGAACUGUUGAGAGGUCUUUAAAGCCAGAUAUCAGAAAGGAGGCUGAUAGAAGAUAUGAGACUGAGCUUAAGGUACAAACAUUGAAUGAUGGUGAAGUGACUAAGAUUGUCGAUUUAAACACUGGCAAGGAGAUUGCUGCUUAA